Molecule: messenger RNA, 3101 nt
Organism: Ahaetulla prasina
Lineage: Eukaryota; Metazoa; Chordata; Lepidosauria; Squamata; Colubridae
Product: transmembrane ascorbate-dependent reductase CYB561
Exons: 6
Coding region: 727-1491 (254 amino acids)
Cellular component (GO): lysosomal membrane
Molecular function (GO): oxidoreductase activity
Source: RefSeq, a predicted model, not a curated record
CAAAUAGAAAUAAAAGUCAGGAAAGAUAAAGAAGAGAGCUGCAAAGAGAAAGGAGGGAAGGAAGGAAAGAAGGAAGGAAAGAAUUCCCUUUGUCCAAAUAAUUUCAUAAUGGAAUCCUAAGUGAAACAUGCGCUUUGCAAUCAUCAGAGAGGAAUCUUUUGGGCAGCCAAAGUUCCACAUUGUUUGUAUUUGUACCAUCCUGGUCACACCCCAUAUUCACAUAUAUAACAAAAUAGCAGAGUUGGAAGGGACUUUGGAGAUCUUCUAGCCCAUCCCCUUCUCAAGCAGGAGACCCUAUACCAGUGAUUCUCAACCUUUAUAGUGCUGCGACCCCUUUACUACAAUUCCCCACGAUGUGGCGACCCCUUUAAUACAAUUCCCCACGAUGUAAAAUUAUUUUCAAUUUGAAUUUAUCGCGCCUGAAGCCAUAUUGGCUAGCGAUCUGAACUGCUUGCAAUUGCCUUGAGGACGGGGGCAUUAAGGCGGACACUCCUCCCCUAUUAAGUUUAUCGCACCUGAAGCCAGAUUAGGCUAGCGAUUGGGAGUGAUUGCAGCUGGUUUGAGAGGGAGACAUCAGAGCAAAGAUUUCUCUCUUUUUUAAUUCAUCGCGCCUGAAGCCGAAUUUGGCUAACGAUUUGAAGAGCCUGCAGCUAGCUUGUGGAGUCAACCAUUGGAGUGCGAUUCUUCGACUCGCAACUCGAGAUUCAUUUGGGAAAACUCCCAAAGAUGGAUGAGACUCCUGCCAGGCCCGCAAGCCCCAUCGGACUGACCUAUGUUGUGGCCGCCUCACAGAUCUUGGGCCUUGCUGUCAUCACGGUGAUGGCAGCCUGGAUUGGACAGUAUCGAGGUGGCGUUGCCUGGGACAGCUCUCAACUACUGUUUAACGUCCACCCGCUGUGCAUGGUCAUUGGCAUGGUGUUUCUUCAAGGAGAUGCCCUUCUGGUUUACCGUGUCUUCAGGAAUGAGAGCAAGCAAUCCACGAAGAUCUUGCAUGGACUGAUCCAUUUCUUUGCACUUAUCAUUGCAUUGGUUGGUCUGAUUGCUGUUUUCCAGUACCACAAGAAUCAAGGCUUUCCAGAUAUGUAUAGCCUGCACAGCUGGUGUGGCAUCAUUGCAUUUGGCUUCUAUUUAGCACAGUGGCUGUUUGGAUUUUACAUCUUUCUCUUUCCUGGAGCAUCGUUCUCAAUCCGCAGUAGAUACAAACCACAGCAUGUUUUUUUUGGAGCCUUCCUCCUCAUCCUUUCCAUUGCUACUGCUCUGUUGGGUAUUCUGGAACAGCUACUCUUCAAAAUAAAGGAUACCUACAACCUCUUUGUCUCUGAAGGAAUCCUUGCCAACACCUUGGGCCUCCUAAUAAUAGCUUUUGGGGCAGUUGUGGGUUACAUCUUAACCCGGGAAGAAUGGCGGAGACCCCCAAUGGCUGAGGAGAUGGCAUUGUCCAUGGAUUUCAAAAACCUCACUGAAGAAGGAAGCCCAACAAGCACACACUGAGGCUUGCUGUGCCAUCUGCAUUGAGGAGCUGUGUUUCUGUGUGGUAUCUGACUUGUCAUGUAGCAUCAUGCAAUUGCCACUGUUACACCUAUGUAAGCAGUCCUUUUGUUUCAUGACUCCCAUCGCACCACAUUUCAUAUUUUCAUACUGUUUUCUUCAAUGGCUACUAUAAAUGUAGCACAGUGAAAAGGAUUUGUGGCCCCUGAGCUGUGUCAGUCAUUUGUGCAAAUGGAGAUUAUUUGUCAUGUGCCCUGUUGAAGAAAAGCAUUCAGGUUGUUAUUAUGCCAUAGGAUUAAAUCAAGAGUGGACAAUUUUGGGAGGGCAGUGAUUGCACUUUUGGGGUAUCAAAGCCACAGUAAAAAUGGUGGUGAGACUGGGAUUUUGGUGACUUCAUUUUAUGUACCCUUCUUUGUAUGUUUAUUUAAUUUGGGGGGGAUAUGAUAAACCUAUCAAUUGUCUUACACAUUUUGUUUUGCUUCCUGCUGAUAAUCAGCAGAAAUCAAAUAUCUUUAUUACUCUUUGACCAGCAUUUAAUAGGACAAAAUAGCACCCCUCUUUUGUUUGGCAAUUUGCUGCUAAAUUUCAGUAAUAAUUUUGAGGGCUUCUGAAAAGUGCAAGAAAUUCAGAAGAUGCUUAUGGACCAGGAGCCACCGACUCAUGUGUUAGUUGCUUUUAGAGGAUUGUUGGCAACCUCAAAUGGAUCGGAUGUUAGGAAGAUAGCAGCUUCUGAAAUUGUAACAUUGACAGAUCAAUAGCAAAUACAAUUUCCAAUGAAGAUUGAUCAUUCAGUGUCAUAAGUAUCCAUAUAGUUUUUCCAUCUGUUUCCAUGAAGAAAUCAAACUCAAUAGGGAAUAGGAUAGAAAACAGAAGUGUCCCUUUUGCAAUUCAACAUCCAUUUUUCCUCUGCCAGCAGAUAUUUAAUUGAAAUGCCUGUUCUUUCUGUCAUCAUUGCCUUGAGAACUAUCAGAUUUGACUUUGCUGACUUCUGCACUUACUGUUAAUCUCUCUGCAAUGUGUGUGGACAAAAACCUUUCAUUUGAUAUAUGUAAAAAGGCAGUAGAUUUGGGAUUCUUUUAGGAAAGGAAUGCCAAUUCAAUUAAUGCCCCUAAAAACUGAGUUUAUAGUCAUUAUUAUUAUUAAUUAAUUUAUUAAUUAAACUUUUAUACCGCCCUUCUCCCGAAGGACUCAGGGCGGUGUACAGCCAAGAUAAAAAGCAGUAAGUAUACAAAGUUAAAAAUCAAUUUAAAAUACCUAUUCAAUAGUGGCCGAAUUAAAACCGUCAAAUUGACCAACCUAAAAUACCCCAUAUAAAAUUACAGAAAAUUUAAAAAUUUAAAAUUUAAAAUUUAGAAAUUUAAAAAAUCUAAAAAAUCAGUCCAGUCCCGCUUGGAUGAAUAAAUAAGUUUUUAAUUCCCGACGAAAGGUCCGAAGGUCAGAUAUUUGGCGCAAACCGGGGGGAAGGUCGUUCCAGAGAGUAGGAGCUCCAACAGAGAAGGCCCUUCCCCUGGGGGCCGCCAGCCGGCAUUGCUUGGCGGACGGCACCCUGAGAAGACCCUCUCUGUGAGAGCGUACGGGUCGGUGGGAGGCAUGUGGAAACAGCAGGCGGUCCC